Emiliania huxleyi CCMP1516 is the source of this 192-nucleotide messenger RNA. RefSeq lists its product as hypothetical. Lineage: Eukaryota; Haptophyta; Isochrysidales; Noelaerhabdaceae. Gene Ontology annotation, biological process: intracellular signal transduction. The annotation marks the transcript as partial. The transcript has a single exon. The record is from RefSeq and is a predicted model, not a curated record. Gene Ontology annotation, molecular function: protein serine/threonine kinase activator activity.
CAGGCGUUCCACGUCUUCAAGAUCUACGUUGCCAACCCGAACAAGGGCGCCGCGGUGCACGACCUCCUCCUGCGCAACAAGGAGCGGCUGCAGGCCUUCCUUGCCGCGUUCCAAAACGACCGCGCCGACGAGCAGUUCGCGGAGGAGAAGCGUUUCGUCAUGGACGAGAUUGCGCGGCUAGAGCCGCGCUGA